This is a messenger RNA of Aspergillus fijiensis CBS 313.89, 668 nucleotides long. RefSeq lists its product as uncharacterized. Bases 141 to 569 code for a protein of 142 amino acids. The transcript is spliced from 2 exons. The record is from RefSeq and is a predicted model, not a curated record. Lineage: Eukaryota; Fungi; Ascomycota; Eurotiomycetes; Eurotiales; Aspergillaceae.
AUCCAUUGCACGGAGGAUCAACAGGUGCGCCGUGCACACAACGGCCUGUUCGACAAUCCGAUGAUGUGCUUGCUUCGCUGUGUGGUUAUCUCGAUGACCAAACCUUAAAAAAGCCCAUCGGCAACUCAUUUCAUUGCACAAUGACUCGGUUGUUAUGGAUCGCAAGUCGCAUUUCCCGCUGUCACACCGCUUUCUUGUUGACGCUAUCCCCAAACAUCACACCACAUUCUUCUUCUUUUUUUUUUUCUUACUUCUGGCUCCAGUGUGUCCACUUUCUCGGUCUCAGUGUCAAUAAUAACAUCAUUUGGUCCAUAAUUCCUACGCCCGUCCCCCUCCCCCCACCAUCCAAUGGCUGUGUCAUCGUCAUUAUUGGCAUUGUCAGUUGCCCUCAUUCCAUGGCCCACGGGGAGGGAGCACUGCUUGGAUGGUCCGUGACCGCUCCGUCUCUCUCUCCUAAGGCUUCUCUUCCUGCCUCACUCAUCCCACGCGUACGUCGGCCAUGGAAGGGGAUCGAGGCUGGCUGUACGGUACCCAUAUCGCAAAUGCCGGUCGCCCAGUCUUCACGAUGAUAAUGACGAUGAAGUGGGCACGGCACCGCCUAUCUGGAAUCUCUUCCCCAAUUGCACGUCCUCGGGAGACUAACAGGCGCAUUGGAGGAUUCUCUUUUG